UGUGACAGUGCGGUGAUGCAGCAGGUUACCAUGGCAACAUCAGUCUCCUCUCCCAGCAUGCACCAGCAGCAGAGCGACCCCAGUCAAACAGCGGCAGCAGGUGGGAAGUGCAGCAGGGUGGAGCAGCAGACAGACGGCCAGCAGCAAGGAGGAGCGAUGAUGGAUGGAUACUCUGCCCCAGAUGGCCCCGCCCAGGAAGCGCAGAGCAUGAUGGGAGACCCCGACUCUGCCAGUUUUCUGGACAAACUUUCAAAAGGAAGCAGAGUGGAGGAGGAGGAGGUGAAGGAGGAGCAAGAAGAUGGAGGUAAACUGAUGAGGAGCAGCUCUGAGGAGCAGCCAGAGGGGUGGGAUGAGGAGGAGAAAGAGGGGAGAUCCAUGAUGAAGAAAGAGGAGGAAGAGGAGCAACUAGGAGAUGAAGAGAAAGAGAAGGAGGUGGAGAAGAAAGACGAGGGGCAGCCAGAUACUCCCUGCUCCUCCAUCACACCUCCUCCUUUACAACAGGAGCAGGGAGAAGCUGACGAAGAGGAGGAGGAAGAAAUGAUGGAUAAAGAAGAAGAGGAGGUGACGGAGGAGAAAGGAGUUGUGAUGAAGAAAAAGGAGGAGCAGCUCGAAGGACGAGAUGGAGAGAUGGAGGAGAAGAAACAGAGGGAAGGUCAGGCAGAAACUCCCUGUUCCUCCAUCACACCUCCUCCUAACGAAAGAGGAGCUGACAAAGAGGAGGAGGAAAAAAUGAUUGACAGAGAGAAAGAGGAAGUGACGGAGGAGGAGGGGGUGAUGGAGCAGGAGGAGUCCUCAGAGCUCCACCCUCCCCCAGAGAUUAAAAAAACAAGCAGCAGCUCAGAGCCUCCUGCUGAGGAGCAGCUGGACGUCCAGGAGGAGAAAACACUGAUCCACCCAUCAGCUCCCGCCCCUCCAUCCUCUGAAGACCAGCAGGUCCCCGCUGAUAAAACAAACGCUCCCCUGACCAACGGUGUCGUCCGCAAAGAGAAGAGACGUUUGAUUUCUACUGCAGCUCCUCCCUCCAGAACCAAAGCUCCACCCACAGGAGCUGCCUCAGUGAGGAAAACAAGCACCUCCUCCUCUCCAAAACAGACUGUUCCACCCAAGAAAACGAGCGCGCCUCCUCCUCUUAAGAAAGAAAAAGCAGCUGUGAAGGAACCUGCUGAAGAAGCUAUGAAGGCUUCCAGGACAGCAGGGGGCGCCAAAGCAGCCAAGAUGAUCUCAGCCAAGAGUACAGAGUCAGUAGACGGAGUCAGCAGUCCAGGAAGUCGUUCUCCUGCCAGUCGAUCAUCCACUCCGAACAGAGACGUCAAGAAGGUGGCGGUGGUUCGGACCCCCCCCAGGUCUCCCAGCUCUGCUCGUGGACGGACGCCCCCUCCCCUCCACCCCAUGCCUGACCUCAGCAAUGUGAGGUCAAAGGUCGGAUCCACGGAGAACCUCAAACACUCACCUGGAGGGGGCAAGGUUCAGAUUGUUCAUAAGAAGUUGGAUCUCAGUAAUGUGACAUCAAAGUGUGGCUCCAAAGACAACAUCCACCACAAACCAGGUGGAGGGAAGUUGGAGAUUAAAUCAGAGAAGGUGGAUUUUAAAGCUGUUCAGUCUAAAGUCGGUUCUCUGGAGAACGUCACUCAUGUGCCGGGAGGGGGGAAGAAGAAGAUUGAGAGUCAGAAACUAAACUUCAGAGAAAAUGCCAAAGCUCGAACCGACCACGGUGCUGACAUCGUCACCCAGCCUGACUUCUCCCCUCCUCAACUUAGCAACACUUCCUCCCCCGGAAGCCUUAACGCUGCUGAAGCUCCGCCCCUCAACACCCUGGCCGACCAGGUGUCCACCUCCCUCGCCAAACAAGGCCUGUGAUUGGACAACCCUGUGUCUGUAGACCCCGCUCCCUCCUGUUACCAUGGAAACUGCCUGAUGGAAGAAAGGAAAAAAAAUCAUUCUGCCCUUUUCUUCAUCUAAUAUCACACAAACAGGAUUGGAGAGUUUUUAUUAAGUUAAAGUGAUUAAAUCUGACUUCUGAACGCAGCUCAUCCAGAUCAACAGCCAAUCACAGUUGAGUCAGUCAGGUGUUUAGUCAAUACAUGAAGCAACACUCAGACAGGUAAGUAAACCCUCCUGGUCUCUGUUUUCUCUCAGAGUCAGAGGAGAAGAGGAUUAUCAGUUUCAUCUUUGUGUGUCCAGUACAGAUACAUUCAGGAUGUGGUUAGCCUAGCUUAGCAGAAAGACUGGAAACGGGGAAACUGCUAGCCUAGCCCUAACCCUCAUUCAAUUGACUUGUAAAUCAGACAACUGGAAGUUGUUGGAGGUGGAUUUUUUUCUCUUCUGAUGGAACAAGGCUAGCAGUUUCCCCCUGCUUCCAGUCUUUAUGCUAAGCUAGGCUAGCAGUUUAACCUUGCAUCCAGCCUUUGUGCUAAGCUAGGCUAGUAGAUUCCCCCUGCUUCCAGUCUUUGUGCUAAGCUAGGCUAGCAGUUUAACCUUGCAUCCAGCCUUUGUGCUAAGCUAUGCUAGUAGAUUCCCCAUGCUUCCAGUCUUUAUGCUAAGCUUGGUUUGCUGUUUCCUCAUGCAUCCUGUCUUUGUGCUAAGCUAGGUUAAACAGUUCCUGGACCUCUCUCUGUGAGGUGAAAUUUGAAAUUUUAGGGGCCUUUAGUUGGUUCCAGGAGUACUUGAGGAGGUUUUUGGGGUCCUUGAAGAAAGUUGGAGUCCUUGAGGAGGUGCUAUAAAUCUUGAGGAAGUUCCAGGUAGGGCUGUGGGAUACAAACACUGAUCAUGAUAGAAAUGUUUCCUCGUUGAGAAAAUGUGAAAAUUUUAAACUUCGAUUACGUGACAACAUGCUAACAGCAAAUCACAUCAUAGCAACAAAGCUAAUUCUAAACAAUUAUAUAGCAGACCUUCAGCAGGGUGGCUAAGUUAGCCAAACACACCAAAUAAUGAUGUUUUGGUAUUAAUGUCAGAUAGUUAGACAAAGAGAUGAGGUCUCACUCUGAGGAAACAGUCAGAACAACCUGAAACUGCUGGAGACAAAAAACAAGGAAACAAGAUGUCUGACUUUGGAAAAUGAUUUUAACUGAAGAUUUAUUUACACGACCUGCCAAUCAAACACUUGGUCAUUUUUCAGGUUCUGAAUCUAAAGAAACAGAAACAUUGAUUUAAUUGUUAUCUUUAUUCAAUAUCGACUAAAAAAAUUUCCAGUUCCAGGGGUCCUCGAGAAAGUUGUCAGGAUCAGCAAGAUGGUUUUCAUAAGUUCUUGAGGAGGUUCCAUCGGUCUGUGAAACAGUGUUACGUGUCCUUGAAGAGGUUACAAGGUUGUUGAAUAAAGUGAAGGGGAUCCUGGAGGUUGCUCCAGGAGUCAUUGAGGAGAUGAAACUGAGAUCCAUCAUCUCGGAGAAAACAGAGAACAUGCUAAUCCAUGCUAACUGAUAACUAGCCGGGGCUAGCGUGUUAGUUUUCUUGAUUAGCCUGUUAGCUUCCUUCAUAAAAUCCCUCCAAUCAUAUUAAGUCUCUAAUGUCACCUCUCAGCCAAUCAUCAUCUCUUCUGUGUUUCUGAAUGCUGAUGUGCUGCACCCCACCCCCCAUCAUCAUAAAAAAUACCCAGAAUGCAGUUUGAUACCAGGUGCCAAAACACGGAUGUAUAAUAAGACCUGGAUAUGGUGCCGCCGCUCAGCCUUGCAGACAAUUUUUUUCCAGUGGUCACUCGCGGUAUUGCAACGAAAAAUUUCCCUACGGCCCACCAUUAUAAAAGAGACAAAAUCUGUGACGUCAUCACAGUGUAAAGUCUAUGGGCCGAGCAGGAACUCGUGGGCGGGGCCAGCGGGAGAAACACUACUUCCAAAUUCAGCUGGCCACAGAUCCUGGAAGUAAACCCAGAAGCUAAAAACUUUUUUGGCAUAUGGGCCAGGCGAGCAAUUCUCAUCGGAAUGAAUAGGCGCCAUCUUUGUGUCCAGAAUCCGGUUCUUAUUAAACAUCCAUGUGCCAAAACCAUACUGUUUCUCUCUCUGCUUAUCGGCUUGUUGAAGUGCUUUGUACCAAUAAAGUUUCUCUUGGAUCUGACCUGUUUGUUGUUUGCUGAAAAUAAAGUUACAUUGUGGCCA
Siniperca chuatsi (mandarin fish) is the source of this 4088-nucleotide messenger RNA. RefSeq names its product microtubule-associated protein tau b (gene maptb). Gene Ontology annotation, biological process: neuron projection development; microtubule cytoskeleton organization. Gene Ontology annotation, cellular component: neuron projection. Gene Ontology annotation, molecular function: microtubule binding. NCBI's taxonomy places the organism in Eukaryota, Metazoa, Chordata, Actinopteri, Centrarchiformes, Sinipercidae. The record is from RefSeq and is a predicted model, not a curated record.